Messenger RNA from Melanaphis sacchari, 933 nucleotides. RefSeq lists its product as uncharacterized. The annotation marks the transcript as partial. The record is from RefSeq and is a predicted model, not a curated record. Lineage: Eukaryota; Metazoa; Arthropoda; Insecta; Hemiptera; Aphididae. The transcript has 7 exons.
ACAAGACAACCAUCAUCUUAUGAAGAGUGUAUGGUAUAUAUUCAAUCGUCCUAUAAUGCAGCGAAUAUAUUAUAUUUAUAUCAAAAGUAUAAAAUGGCAUUUGAGAUUAUCAACAAUGGUUUGAAAUAUUUCGAAUCAAAUACAGAAUUGUGUACUAGUAAACAAAUCAGAAAUGCAAAAAUGUGGUCUAUACUAUUAAUAUCGUUGAGCUUCGAUAUAAUGAAAUAUAUGAAAAACAUUUCUGACAGCCAAAAAUUGGAAACAAAAAAUAAAAUAUUAUCUGGAAUAAAGGAAUAUAAUGAAGCAAAUGACGGAUCGUUUCCCAUCUUAGCAAUAAUAUUUGUUCGAAAAUUAUUUUUAGAAAUGGAGACCUCUAAUGAUAUGUGUAAAGAACUUAGAAACUGGUUACUUCCUAAUCAGUUAGAUAUGUCCAUGGAAAACGAUGAUUUAUAUAAGAAAUAUAUUACCACGUACAAGUCCUUCUUAAUUUUCUUUCAUAAUUCUGAUUUGAAUAAUACUUUUAACAACAUAUUUAAAGCAAUUGAAAAGCCAGUCUUAAACAUAGAAGAUAGACUACUAAACUAUUUUGCGAUUGAAUCGACAUUAACAGAAGUUAACAAGUACAUUCAAGAACAUGAUACAGACGAGUUUAUUAUGGACAAAUUUAGUAUAUUUGAAGAUUAUGUAAAAAAUAAUAACGAUUUGUUUGACCUGCGGUUAACAACUAUUCCGAAAUUGCGCAUUUUAUAUGAUAGGAGUAAUACAAAUUUUAUAAAAAUGCUUUAUGAAGAUUUAAAGAUGAAAAAUAAAAUUAUCAAUGAAAACAUAUUAUAUUUAAUUCUCUCUUCGAUGUUAAAUAUGAACACACAACCAAAACAAUUAUAUAAUGACAAUAAGAGAAAUGUCGAAAUUGGGUAGUGAGGAAAAAAAAAA